UUAAUGACCGGACGGCCACCCCAUGUAAUGUCAAGUGUAGAACCCCCAACUCGCAUUUAACGGGUCAGAGAGGCCCCUCUCCCGACAAACCCGAGGGCACCAUUCCUCGAUUUGCGAGGCCCAAGGUAUUGAGAAAGAGAGGUGGUGGGGUGGGCGCGAGUGGCGUGUGACCGGGUCUCUCGGGGCAGCAAGGCCCUGGCCACCACCUCACUUGCGUGCUCGAGGCGAGGCGAGCCCAGACAAUGCUGAAACAGCCGCAGGACGACGAGGAAGACGACGACAACAGAGAGGAGGAGAAGGAGAAAGACGAAGACGACAAGGUUGCGGUGGUGGCUUCUUCGUGGGAAUCGAAGGUGCGAAGAUCCCAACAGCAAAAGCUCGAGCAAGAGCAAGCAAUUGGAGGGAUCCUUUGUAUGUUGGGCGGCGGAAACAUCGAUCAUGAGGAAUGUGAGAGUGGUGCUCCUCCUCCUCCUCCUCCACUUGCGUGGGCCGAGAAGGUGCUUGCGAACGGGGACUUCUACACGGGGCUGUGGUCGGAGGGCCUGCCCCACGGGUCCGGCAAGUACCUCUGGACGGAUGGGUGCAUGUACGAAGGCGACUGGUGUCGCGGGAGGACCACCGGCAAAGGCAAGUUCUCGUGGCCGUCGGGGGCCACGUACGAGGGGGAGUUCAAGAACGGCUUCAUGGAUGGGGACGGCACAUACACAGGGGCGAGUGGGGACACUUACCAUGGGCGGUGGUCCAUGAAUCUGAAGCACGGCCAUGGCUUCAAGAGCUAUGCCAAUGGCGACUACCACGAGGGCUCCUGGCGGCACGGCGUUCAGGAAGGGAAGGGCAGAUAUGUGUGGCGGAACGGGAACGAGUAUGUCGGGGAGUGGAAGGGAGGGGUAAUGCACGGCAGAGGAUACUUGCUCUGGGCAAAUGGGAAUCGAUUCGAUGGAGAAUGGGAGGAAGGGGAACCCAAAGGCCAUGGCGUGUUCACAUGGGCGGAUGGGAGCUGCUAUGUGGGGACGUGGAGUCGUGACCCGAGGGAGCAGAGCGGGACGUAUUACCCAUCCCGCGGAUCGGCUGGGGGCGGCGGGGGUUGGGAUCAGCAGGAUACCAUUCUGACGGAGAUGAUGGAUUGUAAGGUUUCGCCUGGGGAGACGGUGUCGAUAUUGCCGUCCCAGAAGAUGAUGAGCUGGACGGGGGCCGAGGCCGAAUUCAUGCAUAAGCAGGCAGUGUGGCGGUCUUCGAGGGUGGCCGACAGCAGCGGCAAACCGCCAGUUACAGGGAUGGGGAGGAGGAGGGGGUCAGUGGAUGGGAUAAGGAGAGAGAAGGGAUUCGAUAGGUUUUGUAUAUGGGAGACUGAGGGGGAUAUUACGUGUGAGGUAGUUGACAGGAGCAGUGGCAGUGGUGGUGGUGGUGGCGGAAAUGAUGAUUUAGCAAUGCUGAAUAAUGGUAAUUAUAAUAACAACAAUAAUGUUAGCCAUCCGAGUAGUAGGCAGUCGAGGAUGGUGGCGCCUCUGGUUAAGGAGGCGAAGAGGCAGGGGGAGACGAUUAAGAAAGGACAUAAAAAUUACGAGCUCAUGCUUAAUUUGCAGCUGGGGAUCACGCAUUCAGUUGGCAAACCUGCUCCAGCCCAAUCACGUGAUCUUCGUGCAUCUGACUUUGACCCUAAAGAAAGAAUAUGGACACGGUUCCCUCCUGAAGGAUCAAAGCAUACUCCGCCCCACCAGUCUAUUGAGUUUAGAUGGAAGGACUAUUGCCCAUUAGUAUUCAGGUAUCUUCGAAGGCUGUUCAAAAUUGAUGCCGCCGACUAUAUGUUAUCCUUAUGCGGGAAUGAUGCCCUUCGAGAGCUGUCUUCUCCUGGGAAAAGUGGAAGCUUUUUCUACUUGACACAUGAUGACCGUUACAUGAUCAAGACAAUGAAAAAAUCGGAAGUAAAAGUUCUUCUUAGAAUGCUCCCGAGCUAUUAUAAUCAUGUACGUGCCUAUGAGAAUACCCUGGUUACCAAGUUCUUUGGCCUUCACUGUGUCAAAGCAGCGGGGGGUCAAAAGGUCCGAUUCAUAAUUAUGGGCAACCUUUUCUGUUCGGAAUACCAUAUACACCGGCGUUUUGAUCUCAAAGGUUCUUCUCAUGGUCGUAUAACUGAUAAGCCUGAAGCAGAGAUUGAUGAGACCACCACUCUGAAAGACCUUGACCUCAACUUCGUAUUCAGAUUGCAAAAGUCCUGGUUUCAAGAACUUCGCAGGCAAGUAGAUCGGGAUUGUGAGUUUCUAGAAACUGAGAGAAUUAUGGAUUACAGUCUGUUGGUUGGUCUUCAUUUCUUAGACAGCAAUGGAAGACUAUCCGGACAAAGAACUUCUUCAUUAGGGGAUCUCGAUCUAUUGAUGGAAGCAACAGUUUAUCGGCUUUCAAGGCCAGAAACAAGAGAAAUGGAUCAGUUUCUUCUUGACCCCAAUAAGAGGUCAUCGACGAGGCUUGGUAUUAACUUGCCGGCACGGGUGGAGCACACUGUUAGGAGAAGCGACUGUGACCAGCUGAUUGGCGAACCAACAGGAGAGCUAUGUGAUGUGAUCAUUUUCUUUGGCAUCAUAGACAUACUCCAAGACUAUGAUAUCAGUAAGAAGCUGGAACAUGCAUAUAAAUCAAUCCAGUAUGACCCCACCUCCAUAUCAGCAGUUGACCCUAGGCAAUAUUCCAGGCGUUUCAGGGAUUUCAUAUAUCGGGUCUUUGUCGAAGAUACAUGACCCAACUGGCCAGAGCAGUUAUGUUUACUUGGGCUCAUUUUUUCCCUCUUAUGAAUCUUUGGCCAAGAAUUAAUGGGAUUUUGUUUUGAAGGAAUUUCAUUCAGGGCCUGGAUCCAGCUAGUGCUCAGCAGCCACUUCACCAAGUUACAUUACGAGGAAUAUUUCGGGAUUAAAAGUGGCUGUGUUCAUGCUGGCAUGGGCUUUCGGGCAUGGUUCAAGAGCCUCUGUAAAGGCCAUAUAGUGCCCGUUGGCUUCUCACUAGAAAAGCUCUGGUUGGGUGGCCUGCUUGAAUUGUAAAUGUAUUUCUUGUUUACCAGAGGGUAAAUAUGUAUCCAAAAUUAUUCUUUCUUUUUCUCCUUUUCUUUGAUUAUUAUAUGCACCCCAUUUUUUUUCUCAGAAGAAGCUCCAUAGUCUCUGGGGAUUUUGUUACCUACUGGAAUAAGGAUGUACAGUGGAAUCGGUUUUACCUGAAAUGAAUGAAUCAUCAACUCACUCUUACCUUCU
Messenger RNA from Amborella trichopoda, 3236 nucleotides. Its product is annotated as phosphatidylinositol 4-phosphate 5-kinase 6. Gene Ontology annotation, cellular component: plasma membrane. NCBI's taxonomy places the organism in Eukaryota, Viridiplantae, Streptophyta, Magnoliopsida, Amborellales, Amborellaceae. The record is from RefSeq and is a predicted model, not a curated record. Gene Ontology annotation, molecular function: 1-phosphatidylinositol-4-phosphate 5-kinase activity; ATP binding. Gene Ontology annotation, biological process: phosphatidylinositol phosphate biosynthetic process.